AUGAGCCCCCAGUCGUGGCUCGUAACGGGCGCCUCGUCAGGCCUGGGCACUGCUAUCGCCGAGGUGGCACUGCGUGCUGGAAACCGAGUGAUCGCAACAGCACGCAACCCCGCGAAAGCAGCCAAAGAGAACCCGCAGAUCGAGGAACUCGGAGGCACAUGGCUUGAGCUUGACGUGACAAAUACAGAAACACCGAAGAGAGUGGAAGAAGCCAUCCGACAAUCCGGCGGUGCGAUUGACGUGGUUGUGAACAAUGCGGGGUACUCGCUACUGGGCAGCAUCGAAGACAUGAGCGAAGCUGAGAUUGAGAAUCAAUUCAGCACAAAUGUCUUCGGCCCUGUCCGAGUACUGAAGGGCGUGCUUCCGUUUCUGCGAGCACAGCGAUCGGGGACGAUUGUGAACGUUAGCAGUAUUGCUGGUGUGGACGGGUUGCCUUCCUGUGCGAUGUAUGCGGGGUCCAAGUUUGCUCUAGAGGGCAUGUCCGAAAGUCUUUCACGAGAGCUGGCACCCUUCGGGAUCCGAGUCAUUAUUGUCGAACCAGGUCAAUUCCGAACAAACUUCCUGUCGGCUUUCGUGGAGCCUGCCGCUGGACUGAACCCGGACUACGUCGGGACUCCCCUCGAGGCCUCUCUCAACCUGUUUAGAACGCACGGUGGAAAGCAGCGAGGCGACCCUCUGAAGGCUGCCCAGCGGGUUCUGGAAGUUGUGACGAGCACCGGACUAGGCGCCAGCAUGGAGAAUCUGCUUCGACUGCCGCUUGGUCCUGAUUGCUAUCAGCGCUUCCAGGCCAAGGCCGAUGCUGUUCAGGAGAAUCUGGCCCAAGCGAAGGAGAUUGCACACUCCACAAACUUCUGA
Molecule: messenger RNA, 855 nt
Organism: Penicillium canariense
Lineage: Eukaryota; Fungi; Ascomycota; Eurotiomycetes; Eurotiales; Aspergillaceae
Product: putative short chain oxidoreductase/dehydrogenase
Exons: 2
Coding region: 1-855 (284 amino acids)
Molecular function (GO): oxidoreductase activity
Source: RefSeq, a predicted model, not a curated record